Molecule: messenger RNA, 742 nt
Organism: Musa acuminata subsp. malaccensis (wild Malaysian banana)
Lineage: Eukaryota; Viridiplantae; Streptophyta; Magnoliopsida; Zingiberales; Musaceae
Product: protein OXIDATIVE STRESS 3
Source: RefSeq, a predicted model, not a curated record
CUGAAACACUUCAAAAGCCUUGUUGUUUCCACUACUGAUUCCAUCCACAUAUUAAUGCACAGUGGCUCGUGAUAUAUAAAACCACAAAGAGAAUAGCUCCUCCUCGACAAAGUGCAGUCAUGGGGGAAGGUCUCAGGCAAAGAAGGUACCAUCAGGAGGAGGAGGACGACGAAGAGCUGUUCGAAUCCGACUCCUAUUCGAGCAACUCCGACGACGAUGAUUUCACGCAAGAUGUGACUCGUUCGCCUCCGGCUUCAUCCUCGCCAUCGUCCAAGCCGGCUUCAGAUGGACCUCUGCGUGAGAUGUCUUCUCUCAUGGAGCAUCUACCCAUCAAGAGAGGGCUGUCCAAAUACUAUCAAGGGAAGUCGCAAUCCUACACAUCGCUUGCUGUGGUUAGCAGCGUAGAGGACCUUCCCAAGAAGGAGACCCCCUACGCAAGGAAGAUGAAGACGUGCAGGAGCUAUGCAGGAGGAAUGGAUGCAAGCCAGAAGCAGCCAAAGAAGGCUCCCAGGGUUGCUUCCUGUGCUUCGUUGAUGUCAAGAAGCAGCAGCAGUAGCAGGCCACCUUCAAUUCCCUUGCAGAAUCCUCAAUGUCCCCGUUGAAGGGCAUCAAAAGGAGAAAGAACGAUACAUACCAAAUCAAUAACAUCGUGAUUGUUAUUGCUAUUGUAUUUGUUUUGUUCAUAUGCGGCGACAUACACCAAAUCAAUUCUAAUUCUAAUGUACACGAAUAUAAUUCUAAA